Phlebotomus argentipes is the source of this 2066-nucleotide messenger RNA. RefSeq lists its product as uncharacterized. The transcript is spliced from 2 exons. Bases 1 to 2046 code for a protein of 681 amino acids. The record is from RefSeq and is a predicted model, not a curated record. Lineage: Eukaryota; Metazoa; Arthropoda; Insecta; Diptera; Psychodidae.
AUGCCUCUCCAGUCCACUCUGGUGGCUCUCAUUCUGCUCCCCCUGUGUCUGGCCACACCGCUGCCCAUUCAGUACCCAUUCGCCUACAAUCCCAAGUCGCUUGCGACACCGCGCGAGAUCAAUGACUUGACCGCCGAGACUAUGCAGAAGGCGCAGAAGGAUGUCGUCACGACCAUUUCGGAGGUGCAGAAGCUCUUGGCCGCCGAUCCCACCCUUCCACGGCUCACGAGGGGAGAAAUUGCCGAUCUCUUUGAAACAGUCACGAAGGAGGAGUAUGUGAAGAGCGUCCGGGUGGGAGACAUGAACAGAGCGAAGCACAUGCGAGCUCUGAUGCUGGUGCUGCCGUACAACACGAAGAACGUGCCCUCGGAGAAUCUGGAGGAGCUCUAUACGCGCCCACCAGUCACCAAAGUCAUCCCGUCGGAGGUGAAGCCAAUGGCGGUGUCGAAGAAGCCCACGCGGCGCCCAGACUUCGCGGCCAAGGUCGAUGAUUACAUCGCGACGACAUACCAUCCCAAGACAAAGCAGCGCAAGAAGUCAGACGUGGCCGUGACGACGUUCCACCCAAAGACCGUCCCUGUGAUCACAGCUGAGCCGACGGUGCCCACGAAAUUGCACAUUGCGGAGCAGAAGUCGAAGUACAGCAGUCACUACAGUGCCGAAGUAGCCAAUUUUGAGGAGAAAUCGAAACCACCGAUGAGAGAAAACGUGGUGGGUCUACUCGCGGCCAUUGGACUCACUCCAGAUACCUCGCCAACGACCACAACGACGACAACUCCCACACCAACCACCACAAAACAGCCGGAACUCACGCCCGAGCUGGAGAUGCUGCUCAAGUCUUUCGGCUUCCUGCAAGAUCAGGGCCACUUCGACGUGCAGGAGGAUCAGCCGGUGCACGAGGAGACGCGCGCGGCGGAGUUCGUGUCGCAACCCUUCAAACCACUGCCCGAGUCUUUAGUCAAGGAGGAUUACAGGAAAAUCCUGUCAGCGCCGAUCCAGUCUGAGGAUUACGUGGCAUUCAAGCCGAUCCCCAAAGACACAGCUAAAGCGCUGAACAACGACAACAGGGAAUUCUUCCGAUCGCUCGGUCUGGUUGACGAUCAGGUGGAGGUGUCGACGGACAAGCCUACAAGCAAGGAGCCCAGAAUGAUGAAGAUGCCAGAGUUUGAUGCUGGCAUUUCUUUGCCGAGCGAUAUGCUGCAGGCACUGGAUAAGGUGGGAGUUGUCCGGAAAGUGACCACAGCAAAACCUGAAGACACCACCACCACCAGCAGUCCUGUCUCUUCGUCCACCUCAACUACAGAGUCUUCCACGACCACUUCAACUACCUCAAAGCCAAGUACAACAACUACAGUCCUGCCCAGAAAUCACAGGCCAGUUCGCGUUUCGUCGCGCGCCAGGGUGUUCUCAUUGCCGGAAAAGGAGAUGCAGGUUCCCAAGAAGAUCGCCAUUCCACCGAGAAAUCCCAAGCAAAAGCCCAUUGAGGUGACGCAGGAGGAUCUCGACCACUUGCACUACUUGCUGGACACCAUUCAGAAACUGGACAAGCUCAACGCCUCCCUGUCAGGCAAUAUUUCGUCCUCAACAGCGAAGUACGACGUGAAAACGUUGCUGGGCAUCGGUCCAGAUCCUGUGUCUCACGUCGAGCUCAAUGUGGCGAAGAACGAAGUAAAGCGCCAGGAAGAGAAGAACCAAACGGACGAUGCUGUGUCCUCGAGUCCUGAGCCCGUGAGAUUCUCCCUCAAUCUCACGGACUCCUCAGCGUCUCCUGACGAUUCCAUCGUGGACGCAGCGUCAGAUGCUAAAUCAGAAGUCCCUUCCACGACCUCAACAACAACUGCACCGCCGCUUCUGCUGGCGGAAUCCUUCGCCAGUAUCGAUCCAGUCGCAGAGAAACCUCUGCCGCCACCCAGAAGGACGGGAUUUUACUUCCUGGCCGACUGGAAUUCCUUCCUCGAAGUGGGAGACGACAAUGAGAAGGUGGAAGUGAGAUUCAUGCCUCAAGUUGGGGAUCCCAGUCGCUUUAUUCCAGUCACAGUGCCGUAAAUCUCUUCCUGCUCGAAUUU